Molecule: messenger RNA, 1392 nt
Organism: Linderina pennispora
Lineage: Eukaryota; Fungi; Kickxellomycota; Kickxellomycetes; Kickxellales; Kickxellaceae
Product: kinase-like protein
Exons: 2
Coding region: 1-1392 (463 amino acids)
Biological process (GO): intracellular signal transduction; protein phosphorylation
Molecular function (GO): protein serine/threonine kinase activity; ATP binding
Source: RefSeq, a predicted model, not a curated record
AUGGUUAUGAUGGCGACAAACAGGCCGGACAUAUCGGUGGCGCCGACAGUGAACUGCUCGCUGGAGGCAGAUGUGCGGCAAAAGAACCGGUUCGUAGUGCAGGGCGGGGGCGGGUCGCGACUGAGCACAAAAACGACGCUGGUGACAACGACCAAUGUGCCGGUUGAGGCGGCGGGGCGGCUGACGCAGUCGGCGCCGCAGAGCCGGAUAGCUGCAGACGGGCAGCAUGCAGUGGACGGGGCGCUGUCGCUAACAGUGCGGCCGGCGGGGUGGACACAACGCAUCCUUGGAGCAAGCAUUCGGCGGCUGGGCGCAGGCACGGGAGGGUUCGUGGACCUCCAUCGGUCGGGAAUAGUUAACAAGACGUUUGCAGGCAAGGAGGCGGGGCAGGGCGGCGUGGGGGCGCUGAGCCGGCGGGUUCUGGAGGAACUCGGGAUCGCCAUGAACGUGCACCACCGCAACGUGGUGCGGACAUUCGAGGUGGUGGUGGAGACGGACCAGCGGUGCUACGUGGUGAUGGAGCCGUGCGCCAUCGACCUGUUUUCGCUACUGCACCGACACACCGCUGCCCAGGGCGUAUGUGUACCGGACCAGCAGCUUGACUGCUACUUUGUGCAGCUAGUGCGUGGGUUGGCGUAUCUGCAUGCGAUCGGCGUCGCACACCGCGACCUGAAGCUAGACAAUGUGUGUGUGACCAGUGACGGCAUCGUCAAGAUAAUCGAUUUCGGCUGCGCUACGCUGUUCCGCCGGCGGGUGCCCAACACGCAGCCGCUGCUGCCGAGCCGCGCACAGUCGCACCCGCCAGGCCCCAUGCAAUCACAUCUGUCGGGCCGCGCCCUGCCGCGAUUGCGCAAUACCACAGGCCGUCGCCCGGCGCCAUACAAUAUACCGCGGCCAAACGCGCCGGCAAAGUCGUCGGCAAAUGGCGCCAGCGAGCCUGCCCACCACUACAUCGAGAUGCUAUCAUCAGGGGUAUGCGGGUCCGACCCGUACAUGGCACCAGAGCUCUUCACCAGCACCCACUACCUGGCGCCGGCAGCCGACGUGUGGGCGCUGGGAGUGAUAUAUUUUGCAAUGCGACACAUGCAGUUCCCGUGGGCGAUUGCGCAGCCGGCGCGCGACGCACACUAUGCGGCGUUUGCGCAGAAGCCCGGCAGGUUUUUUGACGCGUGGUUUAAGCCGCGUGAGUGGGCGACGAGCUUCCUGACGACUAGAAAGAGCCAUGUGAAAUGUGCGCUGGACGCCAACGCCAUUAUGCGAAGGAUCCUGGACCCGAAUCCGCGGACACGCGCACAAAUUGUGGACAUUGUCGGAGAUCCGUGGUUUGCAUCGCUCGAGUGCUGUGUGGACAGCGAGACGUGUCGGCACGACCACUGGGUGCCGCAGAUAUGA